Messenger RNA from Fusarium fujikuroi IMI 58289, 675 nucleotides. RefSeq lists its product as uncharacterized. The transcript has a single exon. Bases 1 to 675 code for a protein of 224 amino acids. The record is from RefSeq and is a predicted model, not a curated record. Lineage: Eukaryota; Fungi; Ascomycota; Sordariomycetes; Hypocreales; Nectriaceae.
AUGGCGAACCGCAGUUACCUAAUGCCGGAUCUUAUCGAGAAAGCCUCUAAGCUUAGUAUCGACGAUCUUGACACCAACAAGAGUCCUAGCAGUAUCUCACGUUAUCAGGAAUUCCCCUAUGCUCACUUUUACGACAUGAAUAAAAUCCGAGAUCCUGCUAGCCUGAAGAAGACCAGCCCUGAGUAUCAUGAACGCGUGAGGAAAGCCCUCAAGGCCCUUGAGGAAAAGUACCUUGAGGCUUAUCAAGUCUACCAGACCUGGAAGGACGAACUCAUUCUCCAAAUUGAAGAUCAUGACCAGCAUAGCUGGAACAAUUUCAUUCUGGAUCCUCGCGACCGCAUGGGAUUUGGUGACGGGAUAUUGGAGGACCUCGAGACUUUUCUUGACUUUUCCAACACGUGCUACCCGUUUCCAAGUUGUAAGAGUCAAGAACGCUUCAGUAAAACACUCUUCAAGAGACGGGUGGAAUUGGCCGAAAUCAAGGGACUUAUCGAGACCGGACGCCGUGAGCUCGCCCGGCUGGAGGGUUCCGACUCGUUCAUCCAACUUCGCAAUGACUUUGUCAAGCAUCACGAAGAAGUUGCAGCCAAGUGCGAUCUUCUCGACUUUCGUGAUGAUACGAGUAGUUGCGCGUCUUCCGAUUCAGGAGGAACAAGCCGAGAUAUUGAAGAUUAG